CGCCCCACCUUUUCAUUGGCUUGAUAGAAAGGCAAAUAACCACUUUCUUUCCAAAGGAGAAAUAAAUUAUAAGGAAGAUCAAGGGUGCGGGGAGAGAAGGGAUAGCUGAUGAUUCAGACUAAGAUGUGGUAGGAGGGCAACUCUGGUUAGGAGCUAGACUUUGGUUAAGGAGAGAGUUAGCUGACUCAGUCUUGACAACAUGGGCCGGGCUCAAGGACAGGUCUCAAAAUAAGGUCUGCAUAAUGCCUGAACAACUUUCUAGGUGGGGCCCCCCUCUAUUAUGGAUCGGUCGAGCAUAUUCUAACCUCUUUCAAGGAGUGACUUUGUUGAGCUCUUUUAGUGAGUGAACAUCCGCUUUCCUGCUUUCCUAAUAAAUACAUUCCAUUCAGACGAUUCGGUAGCCGAGUUGGUCUGACUCAGGAAGCUCCCUCCAGAGCAAAGCAAGCUGUAAGUCAGUUUCAAGUCUGCCUUUCCGCCAGAAAGCUCACUACACGCCACGUCACUUUUUACUUAUCAAAGAAAGACAAGCUACGAACUACCGCAGCUCUUCCGUGCUCGUAGGUUGACUCCCCUAUGCAUCCUGACUAAGGUCUCACAAACGUACACUUCCCUUAUGCAUCCAGCCGCUUCACUAAUCUGAAUAGGUUAUACAGAAGGGUGGGUUGAUUAUAGACUCUUAUGUGCGUUCCUUCUUCGAACCUUUUGGUAUGUAUUGCCCCCUAACUAUAGAAAAAAUCCACUGGACGAGAAAGUUAAUUCCGCGCUGCUGCUGAGUCGUCGGACUUAUCCACCAAGGGAUUCGUGGAAUUUUUGUGGAUUGCGUUGGGGGAAAUCUACCAAAGCUAGGCAGAUAGAUAGACUCCUUUCCCGCUCGCCGCUAAGGAAGAGCAAGAAAAAAUGGAAAUGAUAGUUUUUUUUUAAUCAGCGUCCCCUUUUGGGUAUGCAGAUACUAAGAGUCCUCUCACUACCAACCAGUAGACAUCAUCCGGCUGGGUCUUGCCGGUAUCAACAACGAGAAAAAAACAACCAAAUGAAAACAGCAACUAACUAUGGCUCUUGGCCCAGACAACGUCCUAGGCAUAGGGAGGGGGGGAUCAGAGCGAGAGGGAAGGCCUAGACGGACUUUUUUAUUCAUGGGUUGUAGUAAGUAGGUCGAGAGUUCGUUCCAUCUCAAUAUCUUUGCGUCUACAGCCUAUUCUAAUAUAACCAUAUUCAAUCUCUUAAGUGACUUCUGAACACUAGCUAGCUCUGGACCAACCUAUCUUAGCCAUGAGGGAUUAGUUAUACGCUCCGCACUUGGAUACCCAGCGUUUACUAUGGGCACGAUAACUGGUACACUAGAGGUGCAUCCUUCUCGGUCCUCUCUUACUAGGGAAAGGUCUUCUCAAUGCUCUAAUGCCCACACCGGAUGUGGACCAAACUGUCUCACGACGUUCUGAACCCAGCUCAUGUACCACUUUAAUGGACGAACAACCCAACCCUUGGAACAUACUACAUCCCCAGGUGGCGAAGAGCUGACAUCGAGGUGUCAAACCUUCCUGUCGAUGUGAGCUCUUGGGGAAGAUCAGCCUGUUAUCCCUAGAGCAACUUUUAUCCGUUGAGCGACGGCCCUUCCACUCGGCACUGUUGGAUCACUAAGGCCGACUUUCGUCCCUGCUCGACGGGUGGGUAUUGCAGUCAAGGGCCAAUCUCCGUCCGGCCCGAGAUUCUGAAAAAGGGUUGUUGACAUCAACGCUAGUCGAUGUUUGUGAUACGGGUGCUUUGGAAUCUCAAACGAAGGAUGGCCAAGCCUCGGUUCCAAGGGUUAGAGUAUUAUGAGCCAUCUGUUGCACAUAUUAUUCAUGAUUGGGAGGAAGUAGGCAAAAUCCGUCAACAAAGAGGGGAGCAGAUGGCACAGAUGCAGGAGCAACAGCUUGCGUAUCAACAAAAGCAAAUAGGGAUGGAAACAGGGGCGGGCGAAAGUGGCAGGAGAAGUGAUGACGGAGAAGAUGAAGUCGGACAUGAGGGAGAGCAUCUAUGAUUGAUUUUAAGCGGUUUGCUGAGAAGAUUAGAGACAAAGCUUUCGGACCCGUGGUUUUAGCCGAAAAGAUGGAAGAAGACGAGAAAAGGCUACGAUUGUAUAAGAGUGUUUUUGCCACAGAUGACGCACAUUGGGUUUUGAUGGAUUUGAUGCGAGAGGGCGGUCUUUUAUCUUCUUUUGAAGAGGGGAAUUCGCUGAAUCUUGCCCACUUAGAAGGUAAGCGGAGCAUGGCGGUUCGUAUAGCAUCAAGCCUAGGGCUUUCUUUUGAACAGGUGAUACAAAUGUAUUCUGAUAUUGGAAAAGAAGAAAUUUUAUGAAGGAAUAAAAGAUGAGUAAUGAACAGAGUGAAAUCCAAACAGCAACGGAUCAAGGAACAGAUGUUAUCGAUUCCAAAGCACCCGUAUCACAAACAUCGACUAGCGUUGAUGUGAACAGCCCUUUUUCAGAAUCUCAAAGCUAUACCAACCUACUUGUCAGGCAUGUGCCAAUCAUAGCAAAGAAGUAAUUUUUCUCUCUUUCCCUAGAAUAUUUGGUUGGGGUAUAAAGCCCAAUAAAUGCAAUGUAUCAUCAUUAGAUUCGACAAGGAACUCCACUCCAGGAAACCAGAUCAGUGACCAAAUCGAUCGCGAUGCCACUAGCUCAUAGAAGCCUCACUCAGAACUGCCUUCAAAGCUAACCAAGAACAAGAGGAGUGGUCGUCGAUGUUCGAACGCUUUUAGGAAAGAUUCCAUUGGAAAGCUUACGCUCUUUCAGCCAUUCCGGCUAGCCCGUAUAUCGCUAUUCAAAGUUGUUUUGUUUACUUUAUUGAGUGAGUUCCUGUGUAAGAAGCCGCCCCCUUAGGUAAGGGGUUCCCGGGUAUCUUCCCAUUGGCCUUUGCUUCACCUGUUAUUUCUCCUUGGGGUAUACUUAUUUGACCCAAGUAUACCCCAGGAAAAGCAACUUCUAAUGCCUUUCUACUUUUCCGCUCUCUUCUAUUUUUUGCCCUACUUUCCUACCUUAAACUGGCUGGAAACGUGGAUUAAGGGAAUGGACCUCCUUCUUUUCAUGCUUGGGUUCUUUCUUUUUUGUUCCGAAGGCAGAAAAACGAAAAAGAAAGACGCUUAAUAGUAAAGGACGGAAGGCACGAGGGAAAUUCGUUCAAGGUAAAAUGAUUCGGGGGCAAAAAAAAAGAAGGUUGUUCAAAUGGCUUCUUUUUGGAAGAUAGACUUGGGCAGAAAGCUAUCCGUUCCAGAAAAGAAAAGUAGCUCGAACCAAAGGUGACAGUGAGACAGUGAGGCCCCCCUGCGGCGGGGGGGGGGGGGGAGCGGGUAAGAGGUUUCCCCAUUAGGAUGGUUGCUUCACAUCUAGUGAAUGAAGGUUUUUCUUCAACCCAGUUACAGAGUGGAAAAGUAGAAAGCUCCGUAGAAUAUGCCAGAAAGCUAAACGAAGAACCAAGACAGCCGGCCAAGGCGGCAACAAGCAUUCUUUAUCUUGUGGGGGACUUCUAUGGGCAGAAUUGUUAUGACAGAAAGAACUAACCCGAAGGCGCUGACAUGGUGGGCGAGUAAACCUAUUCGAUUAGUGGGCACGAAUAAUUAUGCCCGACAUGAGAAAGAAUCGAUUGCUCAAAACUUCCCAUUCGGAUUAUAUUAUAUGUCGUUCACUCCCUCUUUCUUAAUUUGAUCUAUUAGGGGUUGGCCCAGCUACCCCAGUAGUCCAAAGUCUUCCUUUCCCCUGCCCCACUCCUUGAAGCCGACCGAGAAUCCUGCUCCUCUCCUUUAGAGUCGAGUUGCUUUCGCUCCUAUCUUUCGACCACGGGGAGUCGACUAAUCCACCGGUACGGUGAAGCAGUCAAAGAGAUCCCAUUAUUCGUGAUCGGGGAGGGGCUCUCAGCCCAUAAUUGCAAAAGUCUUAUAUUAAGGAAUAGAUCGUCAAAAUCUUU
Molecule: messenger RNA, 3941 nt
Organism: Linum trigynum
Lineage: Eukaryota; Viridiplantae; Streptophyta; Magnoliopsida; Malpighiales; Linaceae
Source: the annotation of a GenBank genome assembly